Molecule: messenger RNA, 2501 nt
Organism: Cebus imitator (Panamanian white-faced capuchin)
Lineage: Eukaryota; Metazoa; Chordata; Mammalia; Primates; Cebidae
Gene: GP1BA
Product: glycoprotein Ib platelet subunit alpha
Molecular function (GO): protein binding
Source: RefSeq, a predicted model, not a curated record
GAAGAGAGAACCACAAAAAGGGCUUGGGGGAAAGCUGUGGAGUGAGGUGAUAAGGGCUUGUGUCUGAGGAAUUCCGGGUCACUGGAAGCCCUAUCAGGUCUGCAUUUCUUCCUCACCCCCAUCCCCUUCCCUGACACUGGCUUAGUCUUCUGAGGGGCUAGAAGAGAGAAGGACUGAGUCGACUGACACCCUAGAAGACGCUCUGUGUGCCUUCGGAGGUCUUUCUGCCUGCCUGUCCCCAUGCCUCUCCUCCUCUUGUUGCUCCUGCUGCCAAGCCCCUUACAUCCCCACCCCACCUGUGAGGUCUCCAAAGUGGCCAGCCACCUAGAAGUGAACUGUGACAAGAGGAAUCUGAGAGUGCUGCCUCCAGACCUGCCAAGAGACGCAACCAUCCUCCACUUGAGUGAGAACCUCCUGUACAGCUUCUCCAUGGCAUCCCUGGUGCCUUUCACUCACCUCACUCAGCUAUACCUAGAUCAGUGUGAGCUGACCAAGCUCCAGGUUGAUGGGACACUGCCACUCCUGGGGACCCUAGAUCUAUCCCACAAUAAAUUGCAAAGCCUGCCCUUCCUAGGGCAGGCAUUGCCUGCUCUCACUAUCCUGGAUGUCUCCUUCAACCAGCUGACCUCGCUAUCUCCUGGUGCCUUCCGUGGUCUUGGCCACCUCCAAGAGCUCUACCUAAAAGGCAAUGAGCUGAAGACUCUGCCCGCAGGGCUCCUGAUGCCCACACCCAAGCUGGAGAAACUCAGUCUGGCUAACAACAACUUGACUGAGCUGCCCCCUGGGCUCCUGAAUGGGCUGAAGAAUCUCGACACCCUGCUCCUUCAAGAGAACUUGCUGCGCACAAUACCAAAGGGCUUUUUUGGGGACCACCUCCUGCCUUUUGCCUUUCUCCAUGGGAACCCCUGGUUAUGUAACUGUGAGAUCCUCUAUUUUCGUCGCUGGCUUCAGUACAAUGCCGAAAAUGUCUACGUAUGGAAGCAAGGUGUGGAUGUCAAGGCCAUGACCUCCAACGUGACCAGCGUGCAGUGUGACAAUUCAGAUAAGAUUUCUAUCUACAAAUACCCAGGGAAGGAAUGCCCCACCCUUGGUGAUGGAGAUGACGAAGACCUAUAUGAUGACUACACAGAAGAGGACACUGAGAAUGAUAAGGUGCGUGCCACAAGGACUGUGGUCAAGUUCCCCACCAAAGCCCAUACAACCCACAGGGGUCUAUUCUACUCACGGUCUACUGCUUCUCUAGACAGCCUGAUGACCUCCUUGCAUCCAACCCAAGAAUCCACUAAGAAGCAGACCACAUUUCCACCCAGAUGGACCCUAGAUUUCACCACAUUCUCCAAAACUCCAAAAUCCAUUACUGAACCCACCACAAGCCCAACCACCCCAGAGCCCGCCUCAAGCCCGACCACCCCAGAGCCCGCCUCAAGCCCGACCACCCCAGAGCCCGNAGAGCCCGCCACAAGCCCGACCACCCCAGAGCCCGCCACAAUCCUGAUCACCCCAGAGCCCGCCUCAAGCCUGACCACUCCAAAAUCCACAACACUGACCACCCCCAAAACCAUCAUAUUCUUAACUACCACAAAACCCAUCUCACUCUUAGAACCCACCAAAAAAAACAUCCCUGAAUUUGAGAAGCAACCAAAGGUCCGUGGGGUGGCCCAAGGGCAUUUUGACAGCUCCAGAAAUGACCCUUUUCUCCACCCUGACUUUUGCUGCCUCCUCCCCCUGGGUUUCUAUGUCUUGGGUCUCCUCUGGCUGUUCUUGGCCUGUGUGGUCCUCAUCCUGCUGCUGACCUGGGUUGGGCAUGUGAAACCACAGGCCUUGGACUCCGGCGAGGGUGUUGCUCUGGCCACAGCCAUGCAAACCACACAUCUGGAGCUGCAGAGAGGAAGGCAAGUGACAGUGCCCCCGGCCUGGCUGCUCUUCCUUCAAGGCGCGCUCCCCACUUUCCGCUCCAGUCUCUUCCUGUGGGUACGGCCUAAUGGCCGAAUGGGGCCUCUAGUGGCAGGAAGAAGGCCCUCAGCUCUGAGUCAGGGUCGUGGUCAGGACCUGCUGGGCACAGUGAGCAUUAGGUACUCUGGCCACAGCCUCUGAGGGUGGGAAGUUUGGGGACCUUGGGAGAGGCUCCUGUGGACUCUCCUAUUGGGAUCUGGCUGGGGUUGGGUGGGUAAGAAACAUGGGGUCAUGGGGAGGUCUUAAUUCCUUUUCCUGUAUCAGAAGCCCUCUCUUCACACCACAGGCACACAAAUUCAGUCCCAGCAAAGCAGAAGGGAUAGUGACAUGGAGUUGGGUGGGUCACAGAACAAAGCUCCCUAUGCUGCAUGGGGCAUCUAUGCACAAUAGAAAAUCUGGAAAGCAGUUUAUCAGGAUGUGAGCACUGAUUGUGUCUGGAUGUUAUAUAUAUGGAUGGUUUUAUUUUCUUUUUCCCUGUUUAGCAUUUUCUAGUUUUCUACCAUUAUUGUAUAUUAUCUGUAUAAUAAAAAAUAAUUUUAGAGUCAGGA